Messenger RNA from Rotaria sp. Silwood1, 450 nucleotides. The record is from the annotation of a GenBank genome assembly. NCBI's taxonomy places the organism in Eukaryota, Metazoa, Rotifera, Eurotatoria, Philodinida, Philodinidae.
AUGAUACGUCGUUUAAGAGGAGGUAAAGCAAAAACUGAAAAUUUACCAAUUUUAGAUAAACAUGGAGAACUUCUAACUAAUUCAAAACAAAGUUUAACUCGCUGGAAAGAGUAUUUCAAUGAUCUCCUAAAUGUACCAUCUCAUGUAGAUCCAAUAACAAUUCAACAAAUCCAUGCAGUUACAAUAACUACAACGGAACAACGACGACAAGAGCAAACACCAUCUCUGGAGGAAGUCCAACGCGCAAUAAAACAAAUGAAAAAUGGAAAAGCGCCUGGCAAUGAUGGAAUCUCUGCUGAUCUUAUAAAAGCUGGUGGUCUACCAAUGGCAAAAUGGUUGCAUGAGAUUUUUGUGGACAUAUGGGAAAAUGAAACAAUAAUUGAAGAUUGGUCAACAGCAAUCCUGAUUCGUCUCUAUAAAAAUAAAGGCGAUAAGAAGAAUUAUUCUUAA